CCAUAGAUGCUGGAUCACUUGGAAAGUCUGGCCGUCCUGCGCAGCGCCCGCCCUCACGAGUUGUACUGGAGACGGAUAGGAAACCCUGCUGCAGAACCCGAGCGCCGGCCUUCGCUCCGACCCCGUUUAGAGGUGUCGCUAAAGGAUUAAUGAGCCAAAAAGGCACCCAACUUCUCCUUUAAGGCUCAUUUCGCCGUUUUUCGGCUUUACGCCUGGACUGCCUUACACCUUCCCUUUCAUUUUCACUUCAUUCGAGGAUACCUGUACCUCUACUGAUGGAACAGGGUCACUCCAACGUUCUCCUGCAGCCUCCCAACACCACCUAACAUUUCCUGGAAGAACGUGUCCAUUGCCUGCUCCCAACAAACAUGGACUGUUUUCCCAUGCUUUAUUUUCUGUCGAGACAUCAUGAUUCCUGGUAAUCGAAUGCUGAUGGUCAUUUUAAUAUGCCAAGUCCUGCUGGGAGAGAGCAACCAUGCUAGUCUGAUACCUGAAGAAGGGAAAAAGAAAGUACCGGGCCUGCAGGGUCGUUCGGCCGCUCAGAGCCAUGAACUGCUUCGGGACUUUGAGGCCACGCUGCUGCACAUGUUCGGCCUCAAGAGGCGGCCGCGGCCCAGCCGCUCGACCACUGUGCCUCGCUACUUGCUGGACCUCUACCGGCUACAGUCGGGGGAGGCUGAGGAGACCGGAGCACAUGACAUCGCUUUUGAGUACCCAGAGAGGUCAGCCAGCCGGGCCAACACUGUGAGGGGCUUCCACCAUGAAGAGCACAUGGAGAGGGUGCAUGAGCUUUAUGAUGGAGAAACCAUGCCCCUUCGCUUCCUGUUCAACCUCACAAGCAUUCCAGAGGACGAGCUGCUCUCUUCCGCCGAACUGAGGCUCUACCGUCAUCAGAUUGAUGAGGCCAUCGCUGACACCCUCUCAGAUGACCAGGGGCUUCACCGGAUAAACGUGUACGAGGUGCUAAAGCCCCCGCGGCCAGGGCAGCUAAUCACGCAGCUCUUGGAUACGCGGCUUGUGCGCCACAAUACGUCACGCUGGGAGAGCUUUGACGUGAGCCCUGCCGUGCUGCGCUGGACUCAAGAGCGCCUCCCAAAUUAUGGGCUGGCUGUGGAGGUUCUGCACCUCAACCAGACGCCGCGCCACCAGGGCCGACAUGUUCGCGUCAGCCGUUCACUACACCGGGAGCCUGGCGAGGACUGGGAGCAACUACGCCCCCUCCUGGUUACCUUUGGCCAUGACGGGAAGGGUCACCCGCUGACCCGCAGGACCAAGCGCAGCCCCAAGCCGCGUGGCCGUAAACGCAACCGCAACUGCCGGCGCCACGCACUGUAUGUUGACUUCAGCGAUGUAGGCUGGAAUGACUGGAUAGUGGCUCCCCCUGGUUACCAGGCCUAUUACUGCCACGGGGAAUGCCCCUUUCCUUUGGCGGAUCAUCUGAACUCAACCAACCAUGCCAUUGUUCAGACACUGGUGAACUCUGUGAACAACAACAUUCCCAAGGCCUGCUGCGUGCCAACAGAGCUCAGUGCCAUCUCCAUGCUCUACCUAGACGAACAUGACAAGGUGGUCCUAAAAAACUACCAGGAAAUGGUAGUGGAGGGCUGCGGCUGCCGCUAACACACAGACUAACUAGAACUUGGACUUGGACUGGCGACUUGAAAAAAGCAACAUGGACGCUAAAACAAAUCAGAAGGUCUUUACUCCCAAAAAUGUUCACUUGGACCCUUAUUUAUAACUUUUAUGUUGAGGUGUAUGUUUGUCUCACUUUUUUUUGUUUCUUUGACAAUAUGAUCAUAUAUUUUGACAAAAUAUAUAUAUUUAUAUCUACAUAUUAAAAAUAAAUUGAGUCCUUAUUUUAAACAUAAAAAAGCUGUACAACUUUUCAUAAUGUACAUUAGAUUGUAUAAGGUUUUUUUAUUGAGAAAAUAGUAAAAACAAUCUAAAAAGUAAAGUUUAUUUACUGGUAAUAUUUAUUGCUCUCAUAUUAUAUACAUUUUGGAGAAAAAAUAAAAACAUGAAUUGCUUACAAUAACACAUUCAAGCAGAUCACAAGAUGCACCCUUCUUGUGUGUGUAUUUGUGUAAAUUAGAGCACUGCGUGAAUUUCUCACAACACUGAUUUUUUUAAGGAAUCAGUUGAAAUCAGAAAUGUACAUUGACUUUAAUUAACCUCUUUACAUUAAUAAUAAGCCGAUGCUUUUAAUAAGCCCCUUAAAACAAAAUUCAUUUUACCUUUUUGUAAAAUAUCUGUAAUAACUAUCUACUAUAAGGGGGUUGUAAAAAUAGAAGUUGACAGUAAUUAUCCAUUACUGUUUUAACAUGAAUUUGGAUUUAAAUUCUAAGCCUGAUACUUAUCCUGAUGGCCUUUCAAAUGUGUUCAAAUAAAUUUUUUGCUAAAAGAAAGAUAAAAGCAGAGAAAUCUUUCUGAUGCUCUGUCUUUCCCAAAUAAAAAUUGUUUGGUUUAUUAA
Siniperca chuatsi (mandarin fish) is the source of this 2470-nucleotide messenger RNA. It is a transcript of the gene bmp4, whose product is annotated as bone morphogenetic protein 4. The record is from RefSeq and is a predicted model, not a curated record. Bases 409 to 1620 code for a protein of 403 amino acids. The transcript is spliced from 4 exons. Gene Ontology annotation, cellular component: extracellular region. Gene Ontology annotation, biological process: negative regulation of apoptotic process; negative regulation of transcription by RNA polymerase II; BMP signaling pathway. Gene Ontology annotation, molecular function: growth factor activity; BMP receptor binding; cytokine activity. Lineage: Eukaryota; Metazoa; Chordata; Actinopteri; Centrarchiformes; Sinipercidae.